Plectropomus leopardus (leopard coralgrouper) is the source of this 1142-nucleotide messenger RNA. RefSeq names its product winged helix repair factor 1-like. The record is from RefSeq and is a predicted model, not a curated record. Gene Ontology annotation, biological process: positive regulation of Ras protein signal transduction. NCBI's taxonomy places the organism in Eukaryota, Metazoa, Chordata, Actinopteri, Perciformes, Serranidae.
UCCGCCUGAGACGAAGGCUUUUUAUAGCUGUCCUUUUAAAGCAUAAGUUAAAAUCUGUGAACACUUGUGUGGUGUUAGCGGGACCAAAGCGAUGUGAAUAGUAUUAUUGCUGCUUUUGGUAACGAUCAGGUAUGAACAGAAAACGGGCUCUGAUCUCAGACACUUUCAAGGUGAAGAAAAGAAGAAAUGACAUCCACAAGUUUGGAGCAGUCAGUGAUGGAGAUGGACCAACCGACAUCAGAUCCACCUUGGAGUAUCUCAUGACCCUGUUCCCCAGGAAGCUCUUCAACGACACUCUGCCUCAAAUUGUUCUGAAGCACCAACUCUACAGCGUACACAGGGACAAGACUUUAGUGGACAAGGAGCUUAAUAAACUGCGGGAACGAGGAGAACUGCUGAUGUUCCAGCUCGGCUUCGAUGCGGAAGCCUUCGGGCUGGUUUUUGCUGCAGAUUACAAGGCCAAAGUGCUGGCAGGAGAGGACGGCAGAGCGACGCGAGCGACGGUGGAAAAGUUCUUGGAGAAACUGUUGUCUCCUUGCACAGAGCUGAGCUUCAGCAAAGACAAGAUGCUCCGGGAGUUCCUCUUCACAGACUCUGAGAUAACGCAGCUGGUUAAGUCUGGGGUCCUGACUGUGAGGGACGCAGGCAGCUGGUGGCUUUCCAUUCCCAACUCUGGCAAAUUCACCAAGUACUUUAUACAAGGUCGUAAAGCGGUGCUCGGCAUGGUGAAGAAGUCCAAAUAUAGUGAGGUCUUAAAAACAGAGCUAGAGGAGCGGCGGACGACUGCACUCGUGAAAUUCCACAUCAAAUACCACAUCCAUGACAUUGUUGGUGCAGAGCUGGUAGACAGCAUACCUACAACGUCAGGGACAUUGUUGCGAUUCGUUGAGUCCUGAACCACAGCGACAGGACUGAGACAUCGAUGUCUAGUCGAAGCCAACGAGUGACUGAAGAUGAGAAGAUUUACAAAGCUUGUUAAAAGUGAUUGUCUGAGGACUGUAAGUGAAUUAAUUUAAGAUUUCAGAAAUUGAUUCUGUGCCAAAUGCAUUAUAAAAAACCUUGUGGGUUUAUGAAUUGUCAAUUAUGUUGACAUGACCUUGUCAAGAUUUGAUUUAUCUUGUAAUAAAAAUGCUUUGAAAUGG